AUGGCCCAGCUCGUCCAUUCGCUGGGACCGACAUGUGCCUUUUACGAGGACGAGCCUGAUGACACCUCCAGUGAUGGAUUAACGCCCCCGAAAGUCAAAGCACAGUUCUUCUACGUGUCCUCGCUCCCGAUUGAUGACCCUCUCUCUCCUCUGCCACCAGUGUCUGCGGACAAGGCCACCGACCUUCCUCCUCAACCGUUCUCGGUCCGGGACAAUGCCGCGUUGGAAGAAGCAUGGCAGACCUUCCACAAAGCCGGUGAAGAGGCAUGCAGCGGAGAAGGUGUGAGCAGGAGGAGGAAUCUGGCACAAGGAAUAUUCUCAUUUUCCCAACUCCGAGAUGGACAGGGCACCAGAGGAGAAUUGCAAGCAACAAAGUCCGGUUCCUCUGGGACCAAAGGCGGUCCGCGUGGCCGUUCAAGACCCACCCCCAAAUCACCUUCAGCAGGUUCGGAGGUCAUGCUGGAGCACGCACACGCCGCUUCGAAAGGGGACGGUCCACCUGUCGAUGCUGAAGAGCUGCGGGAAAAUGCAGAACUCCAACAACAGCCCAGCAAAGACUCGAGCAAGCACAGGAGGCGAUUUUCGCCCUUUCACCGCCGGCACAAGGAAGGAAAAGACAACCGCGAUGCUCUUCCUAGGGCUGCCAACGUGGACGAGACGACUACACAGGGAACACAACCCUCACUGGAUCCUGGCUCCGACAUCAGCGGUCGCCCAUUUGCACGCGCGCCUAGUGGGCGCAAUGUCAGUUCUGCGCUGACCUAUGAACCCGGCGGAGUCUAUUCUGAUGAAUCAGAAGCUGAGUCUCGAAGUCGGUCUCGGAGUUCGGGUUGUCGUCGCAAGAAUGAGAAGGAGAAUGGAAAAGCUUAUGUCCCGGUGGGCGUAUCUCGUCUUCAUUUGGUCGAAAUGCCUGACCUUGUUAUGAAACCGAUAUAUUGGUCUCCCAUCAACGACACAUCCAACGUGAUUCGGGCCACCUGGUUCUACAAAGACACUAUGUUGCCUGUUCCAGCUGAUGUGGCAAAUCGUCUGGAAAUCGGCUACGAAUAUAUCAAGCCAUUUGGCCCCGCUUACCAAGAGGAACUGCAGGCUUGCAUCGACAAUGGUGCUUCUGCGGAAAUGAAGGUGGUCUACAAGCUGUGGCCAGGCGAGUCGAAAUCGAGCAGACCUUCCACUGCCAUGGACACGAAGGAAUUCAACGAAAAUGACAGACAGCGGAAGGGGAGCAAAGACCUCCCCGAGAUCAUCCAGAACGCCGCGGCCGAUCCUCGAAAUACCCCAGAGAAACGGCUCUUUGUUACUCACAGCGUCAUCUACACCGAUGCUAGAAACGCUCAAAUCUUGAAGCCUAACCUGCUUCCUUCCAUCACACAGAAUCGCCGGCCUUUGAGCUCCCUUCGGAAAGGGAGACAGAUCGGUGUGGCCGUAGUCCGCGGGUUUGACCGUAAAGCGUGGUUGAAAACCCACCCUGACCCCAAGAUGGACGCUAAAGCUGCUCAUGCGAAGGUCGGAGCCUAUAUGUCUCAAUCGGGGGAUGCCACUACCCGAGGACGACGGAUGUCGUGCGCAGCAUGCGAACACGAUAGUAAAGCGCCCAAGGUUACUGACCUGGUCUUCGUCAUUCAUGGCAUUGGGCAAAAGCUUUCUGAGAGAGUAGACAGCUUCCAUUUCACUCACGCCGUGAAUGGUCUGCGACGAGAAUUUAAUGUUGAGCUGGCAAGUGAAGUCGUGAAAGGGAAUCUGAGACACGGAACGGGUAUCAUGGUCCUGCCUGUGAACUGGCGGUUGACCGUCUCGUUCGACGAGGACAUCAAGGCUGCUUCUGGAGACACCGAGAAUAAGUACGCCUUGAAAGACAUCACUCCCGACACUCUCCCUGCCGUGCGAUCCAUUAUCAGCGACGUUAUGCUGGACAUUCCCUACUAUAUGUCGCACCACAAGGAAAAGAUGACCUCGGCAGUCAUUAGGGAAGCCAACCGGGUCUACCGACUUUGGUGUCGUAAUAACCCAGGGUUCGAAGACUAUGGCAGGGUGCAUCUGAUUGCCCAUUCCCUCGGUUCUGUCAUGGCCAUGGAGAUUCUCAGCCAACAGCCCACUCGACUUGGCAAGGACAUCAAAUUUGACCCCAAAACGCCCAGCGAAAAGAUUUUCGAGUUUGAUACCACCAACAUCUUCUGCUGCGGAAGUCCUUCGGGUUUCUUCCUGCUUCUUCACAGUGCGAAUCUCGUCCCGCGAAAGGGCAGGAACAAGCCCGGUAUGAAAGGAGAAGAUCGUCAAGCGGGCAUUGCCAGCGAGGCGCAAUACGGAUGCCUUGCUGUCGACAACAUCUAUAAUAUCGUCCACAGAAACGAUCCGAUCUCCUACCUGCAAAAUGCAUCCGUGGAUGAGCUCUAUGCAAAGUCCCUUCAACAGGCCGUUAUACCCAGCGCUAGUGUUAGUUUCAUGACACGCAUCGGCCACAACCUACGAUGGGCGUCGGGUACCACAGGUGAUCCUUAUUCUGCUAUCGCCUCGCCCUCCCGCCCACAACUCACUCAAAUGCCCAGCACCGUGGAGCUGGAGACGCACAAUUUCACGCGGGAGGAAAUUGCCGAAAAGCGCAUGUAUCUGCUCAAUGACAACGGACAGAUUGAUUGGUUCCUAUCCGCGGGCGCCGGGCCCUUGGAAUUCCAAUAUUUGAACAUGCUCAGUGCACACAGCAGUUAUUGGAUUUUGCAGGACUUUGUCCGAUUUUUGGUCGUGGAGAUUGGUCGAGAGCCGGGGAGGAGUCAUACACUACCGGCGCUGAGAGCGGUCAAGAGGCGUGAGUACAAGAGAGGCGAUAUUCCUUGA
Fonsecaea erecta is the source of this 2832-nucleotide messenger RNA. RefSeq lists its product as hypothetical. The record is from RefSeq and is a predicted model, not a curated record. Gene Ontology annotation, cellular component: cytoplasm. Lineage: Eukaryota; Fungi; Ascomycota; Eurotiomycetes; Chaetothyriales; Herpotrichiellaceae. The transcript has a single exon. Bases 1 to 2832 code for a protein of 943 amino acids. Gene Ontology annotation, molecular function: glycerophospholipase activity; metal ion binding.